GAGAGAGAGGGGGUGUAGAGAGAGAUUGUGAAGUUGGAUAGUCGUCUUUAAAAUUCUGCACUGUAUCUCACUCCUUCAAAACCGAAUCCUGUUGCAUUUAAGUUCUCUCUAAUACAGUAUCGCUUUCUUGCCCCAAAAUCUAGGGUUUUAUUUUAAUCUUCGUCAAUUCGCGGCAACGCAGGUGAAUUGGUUCGUUUGUUUGGACGGAUUAGGGAGCAUCCCAGCAUGCAAUCCAAUACCAAGAGUGUCAAACAAGGAGAAUUGAACCUGUAUAAUGCUGCAAAACCUGCUAUGUAUUCAGAUCCUUGGUGGAACAAUUCUGGUUAUCAUUCAAUUGCGCCAGCAGUAGUGCCGAGAAGUGCAUCUGAUUCAUCAUCGUUGGAACAAUCUGUGGAUGGACACUCACAGUCUGAAGGUGGGACGGGGGUAAAUGAGGAAGAUGAUGAUAGUACAAAACGAUCGCGAAGUGCUACACCUUUGCAACCAGAUGGAAAUGAUAGGCAGGAGGGUCCGAAUCUCCAGCAAGAUCAACCCACCUUGCAGCCAAGAAGUAAUGGAAACCUUACUCAGGGCCCACCCCCCUUUGAGAUUGUUGGACACUCUGCUCCUUGUGUUUCAAAUCCGUACGAUCCAUAUUAUGGAGGAAUGAUGGCAGCAUAUGGACAACCUUUGGUUCCCUACCCGUAUGAAGUGCAUCAGGCAAGGAUGCCGCUGCCCCUGGAGAUGACUCAGGAGCCCGUGUACGUGAAUGCUAAACAGUACCAUGCUAUUCUCCGGAGGCGGGAGUCUCGUGCUAGACAAGAGCUCGAAAAGAAGUUAAUCAAAGCUAGGAAGCCUUAUCUCCACGAGUCGCGACAUCAACAUGCCUUGAGACGGGUAAGGGGCUCCGGAGGACGCUUUGCAAAGAAAUCCGAUGCAAAUACUUCUAAUGGGACAGCUCCCGAGUCGUCUGCAAUGUCGCACUCCCUAAGCUCAUCGGGUUCCGAAACGACCAAAGCUACUGAUACUCAGAACUUCGAGGACUCCGGCAGCGCCAAUUUUAGAAACCAAACCGACCUGCAGGAAACGCGGGGUAAGACCCAUUCUGGAUAUGCCGGAAAAGAACCAAAUUUAGGCCGGAAGUGGGGAAAUGACCACCGUACCCUUGGUGGCAUGCAGUGACCGGAAAACGGUGGACACCGGCUUUCUUCAAGCCGGGCGGCAAUUCAUUCUUGGCUGAUCUUUUUCUCUAUGUACAAAAUGUUUUAUCUUGUCGAACGAAAAACGAAAACCCUGACGGUGUUGGAAAACUUGUGUUGUAAAGUAUUGUAGGAUGUAGAACUUCACCCUCGUUGCUUUCGUUUGAUUCUGAUCCAAACUUGUUUUUAACCUUUUGCAUUUGGUGAUUUGAAUCAAUUGUGGAUCUUUUUGAGAGUGUGUA
Andrographis paniculata is the source of this 1420-nucleotide messenger RNA. Its product is annotated as nuclear transcription factor Y subunit A-1-like. NCBI's taxonomy places the organism in Eukaryota, Viridiplantae, Streptophyta, Magnoliopsida, Lamiales, Acanthaceae. Gene Ontology annotation, biological process: regulation of transcription by RNA polymerase II. The coding region runs from base 226 to 1161 and encodes 311 amino acids. Gene Ontology annotation, molecular function: RNA polymerase II cis-regulatory region sequence-specific DNA binding; DNA-binding transcription factor activity, RNA polymerase II-specific. The record is from RefSeq and is a predicted model, not a curated record. The transcript has 6 exons.